Rotaria sp. Silwood2 is the source of this 1017-nucleotide messenger RNA. Lineage: Eukaryota; Metazoa; Rotifera; Eurotatoria; Philodinida; Philodinidae. The record is from the annotation of a GenBank genome assembly.
AUGUCAAACAUCACCGAUUCUAUUAUUUCUCAUCAUGAGGCCUAUUGGUAUACAAUUAUUAUUGUCCUCAAUCAGAAUAUCACAAGAUAUGGUAUGAUUCUUGUCUGGCUUAUUGGUAAUUUUGGAUCAAUAGUCAAUUGUUUUGUCUUUAGUCAACGAAGUCUUCGUAAGAAUCCAUGUGUUAUGUAUUUGCUAGCUUCUAGUGCUGCUCAAUUUUUAACUUUCAAUUUUGCUCUUCUCACAAGAAUACUUUACAUUGGUUACAAUAUUCAAGCAGUUAAUACUUUACUUUGGUAUUGUAAAAUUCGCUAUUAUUUUUUCUAUAUUUCUGUUGCUGUUCCACGUUAUUAUAUAAUUUUGGCAUCGGUCGAUCGUUAUUUUGCUAGUUCUUCUGAUAUUUAUUGCCGUCAAUGGAGUUCAUCGAAGAUCGCUAUACGAUUAAUUGUUGGUAGUUUUUUAUUUUGGUGUUUAAUGUACAUUCAAGUUCUUGUUUUCUAUGAAAUUCACAAUGAUGAUUGCUCAUUUAGAAAUGGUGUUUAUGCUAUUUUCUUCAGUGUCUAUCUAUUGAUUGAAAGUGGAAUAUUUCCACCAUUGAUGAUGCUCAUUUUUGAAUUUCUGACACUAAAUAACAUUCGAAAAAGCAAACGAAGAACAAGACCAUUAACAGUAGCUGAUGUUGUUGGACAUAGACAAUCUACAGUAAUGUCAAGAAAAGAUUUACAAUUUUCUAAAAUGUUAUUUAAUCAAAUAUGUCUUUGGAUUAUUUUGAACAUUCUCAAUCCUUGCUACCUUCUUUACCAAACAAUAACAAUAAAUGAUACGAAAUCAUCUCUUCGUUUAACAGUCGAAUUAUUUGUUAGUAAUAUAAGUUAUUUUUUUAUUUAUCUUGAAUUCUCAUUAACAUUUUUUGUCUAUACUUUAUCAUCAUCAUUAUUCAGACGGAAAUUGACUCAAUUAAUUCAAAAGAAAAUAUUACGUCGCUUUUCAUCAAAUAUAACUCUCACAAAUAACGCAUAA